Molecule: messenger RNA, 3621 nt
Organism: Austrofundulus limnaeus
Lineage: Eukaryota; Metazoa; Chordata; Actinopteri; Cyprinodontiformes; Rivulidae
Gene: gabpb2a
Product: GA binding protein transcription factor subunit beta 2a
Biological process (GO): positive regulation of transcription by RNA polymerase II
Cellular component (GO): nucleus
Molecular function (GO): transcription cis-regulatory region binding; protein binding
Source: RefSeq, a predicted model, not a curated record
GAACAUAUAACUUACUGCCUAUGAGUAGGUAUUUUAUGUUGAAGUCUGAAUCCGCAGCAUCCGGUCAUGUAGGGACCGUUUCUCGCUAACUUUCGCAGUAAACAAGCUCUGCAGAGUCCCGACAUACUGCAGUGGUUCUUGAUGUCUACGGCUUGCGCAUUUUUUAAUUUAAGUGUUCACAUUAUUAGCUUUGACUGCGUAUUGUGGAACGAUAAAAGCGCACAGGUCCUCGUCACUGAAAGGGGCUGGUUGUAUUUAGCCGGCUAGCGUGCUAACAUUAGCAGAGAGGAAUAGCCUGGCUAGCCACACAAAACUACAUACACGAUGUCACUGGUGGACCUGGGGAAGAGGCUGCUGGAAGCGGCUCGGAAAGGGAACGAUGACGAGGUCCGGAACCUGAUGGCCAACGGAGCUCCGUUCACUACAGACUGGUUGGGAACGUCCCCCCUCCACUUGGCCGCUCAGCACGGCCAUUAUUCCACUGCAGACGUCCUGCUGAGAGCUGGCGUCAGCAGGGACGCCCGCACCAAAGUGGACAGGACGCCGCUGCACAUGGCUGCUGCUGAGGGACACACAAUCAUCGUGGAGCUGCUGAUUAGGAGCGGAGCGGAUAUCAACGCCAAAGACAUGCUGAAGAUGACGGCGCUUCACUGGGCGGCUCAGCACGGACACCACGGCGUGGCCGAGGCCCUCGUCAAGCACGGCGCCGACGUGCACGCGCGCAGCAAAUUCGACAAAACGCCGUUCGACAUCGCCGCCGACAUCCAGAACACGGAGCUGAUGCUGCUGCUGCAGGAGAGCAUGCAGAACCAGGUUAACUUGAACCAGGUUAGCAUGAAUUUGGAGACGAGCAGCGUCCCCAGCCAGCCGCAGUACAUCAUCCAGGGAAUCCCUUCCAUCCAAGGGGGCGUGGUCAACCUGGCAGACCUUCUCAAUAAGGCCAACGCAGGGGAGUCAGAGGAGGCGGUGGCUGCCAGCGCUUUGGAUCCCAACAUCCAGCACGCCACCGUCGUCAACGAAGGCGGUCAGAGAGUCAUCACCAUCGUAACAGACCAGCACGGCAACCUGCAGACCACGGGAGGGAUGACGCAGCCGUUCUUUGUCACGAUGCAGCACGGACAGCAGAUGCUGGCAGUUCCAGCCAAUACGGUGACAGAAGAGGUGGUGGCAGACGAGCCGCAGCCUCCGCCCUCCAGGAAGAGGAAGCUGGAGAUCACCAACAACCACAGCGAAACUGGAGAGACGGAGCUGCUGCAGAGACAGCUGCAGGAGGCCAACAGGAAGGCUCAGGAGUACCGACAGCAGCUGCUGCGUAAGGAGCAGGAAGCCGAGGAGUACCGCAUGAAGCUGGAGGCCAUGGCCCAAAGUCARGCCGGCACCAACAACGCAGUCGGCGGCGCCACCAACGCCGCCAGCCCAGAGGAGGUGGUGGGGGGAGAGGAUGAGGAGGAGGGGGCCGCCGGCGUGGUUGAAGAGGAGGGAGAGAUGGUGGUGCUGCAGGAGGGCGGCAUCAUCAUGGAAGGGGAGGAGGGUCAGGUGACGCUGGUGGAGACGGGCGGAGAGACGACUCAGGUCAGCUCCUAACAGACGGAGCAGCGGGGGCAAUAAAAACUUCCAUCAGAACAGCCGGGGGCUGAUUAGACUCGUGAAUUCAACUGAGACUCAGAGGGUGGCGCAGGAGCUGACUCGUGGCAGGAAGCGAGAGACGGAGUGACUUCUUUAAAAAGAUUACUCAGAGAUGGAAGACGAACUGAUAAAAGGAGGARUCACGACGCAUCGUUUUAAAUCCCUGAAUCAUUUGAUGCCAACAGAUCAGGUAGAUCUGUGAGGACACCUCAAGAGUCUUCAGGCACUGUGAGUUCUGAAUGCCUCCUUUAAUGCUCUGUGAUGGAGUUACAGCAGAAAAGAACAAAUGAGUGAAUAUCUGAGAACACGGGACCUUUAUUUGAUGGUUUACUCAUUUAUGUAUCUCCAAGCCGGUCUUCGUUGCGCUAACAUUUUGCUUCCCUCUUUGAAUCUGGAGAAACCAUCUCUCACGCCGAGGAUAUGUAGAAUAAAUGACAGGAAUUUAGACCAAUAGUUUGUCCCAUUUGCAACAUUUUGGAUGCCAUGAAUUACUCCCAUCAUAUUCAGUUUUGCCUCUUUUUUUUUCUUUUGUUUACAGGAUGUUCUCUUUUCUUCUGUUUUGUUUCCCAGAGUCAACAUAACUUGUCUAAUGGCUUCAAAACGGCACAUUUUAAUUUCAUUUUUGUGUCAAAGGGUGAAAACAUGAAACAAGUCAAUUUUCCAGUUUUGUUUGGACACUAAAAGAACUCCCUCUAAACUAAUUUCCAGCUUGUUUCAUGUAUUUUGUUUCAAUGUUUUUUUUACAUUUAAUUUGUUUUACGUUUUUGUGGAUGUUAACGCCCUCAUCACCGGGUCCUUUAACUAAUGUCCGAAUGCCAAACUGCACUUCUCUGUUUCACAAAUACUAACCUAAUAUUCAACAGAAAGCUCAAACGGCCUCAUGGGAAUUUUUUAAAGCAGAUGCCUCUUGACUCAUUUCCUGUGUUUCUUUGAAUUAAUCCAACUAACAUCUAAAACUAAUGAAAUGCUGAGUUUUAUUAAACAAAUAAUCCUGAUUGGGAGUGAACAAGAUUCAUUAUGGAAACUACAACUUUUCUUUUGUGUUAAUAAUAAUCAUUAUUUUUAGUUUCCCAUCUGGUUGCUAUAAAGUCAUUAUUAAAUCCCAUAAGUUUGACUUUGACCAACUGCUACUUAAUUUUUUUUAUUAAUUAUUAGUUUCUUAAUUAUUUUACAGUGUUUAAACUAAAAAUAUUUUAUCCACUUUUUAAAAUGACUUCAAAUGCCUUUUUUUUCUAGAAAAUCUUUAACGACUCAAAGAUACUCAGUUUGUUUUGUUUCAUUACAGAAAAAGGAUGAGUAGAAAUCUGAAAUAUUAACUAUUUUCUACUUCUAUAACUUAAUUUUCCUACAAUCCAACUGUUUUUUCUCAGGCUCUGUUUGUAUGGCUGUGCAGCAAACAGCUUUUGCUUUUUUGAUAUGGGCAAGAAACAAUUUCUUUAAGCUUAAAAUGAAGCAGAUGAAAGAUAAAACCUCUCACAGGAGACUGUUUUAACUCUAAACAUCUGAAUCUCGGUGUCAGGUGAUUGUUUUAUAAAACGGUGAAUCAGAAUAGUUGAUAUCAGUUCUGCAAGUAAUGUUCGGGAACUGUUUUGACUUCAGAAAUAAAAAUAUCGGGAAUGCAUUACUUCAAAUAGAGGAUAAACCAGAUUUAUGUUUGCCAAUUUAAGCAAAGCAAGCUUCAGGUCAGUAAAUCGAAGGACUGAAUGUAAAAAAUGGAUGUUUUAGACGUAAAACUACAAAAAAAAAAAWUUUAAUAAGUUGUGUAUGUGGAGCACCUAAAGCCAAAUGUGCAUUCCUCUAGGUUUCCAUCUGAUAAAAACAUGUUCACAUUUAUCAUUAGUAAACCUGUCGUGACUUCAUUUCCUGCUCUUACCCUUCUCAGUUAUUUUUAUAAGCUUUGCAACCCUUUUCUAUGUACAUAUAAAGUUGUAUUUUUUUAACUUUGACCUGACCGCUUCUCAAUAAAGGUUAUGAAUUUCUGCAUUUAAAUAUGAA